This is a messenger RNA of Trichoderma harzianum CBS 226.95, 309 nucleotides long. RefSeq lists its product as hypothetical. Lineage: Eukaryota; Fungi; Ascomycota; Sordariomycetes; Hypocreales; Hypocreaceae. The annotation marks the transcript as partial. The record is from RefSeq and is a predicted model, not a curated record. The transcript has a single exon.
UACAUUGCUGAGAAGAAUGAUUGGCCACCUGAGCUACAAGAUGAUUUCAGGUCGGAGGACAAACGCCUCGAUUACAGAAUCUCAAGAACCACAGGCAUUGCCUCUAUGCAUAAAAUAAGCAGGUGGAUGCUGUCUGAAGAGAGGACAUGGGCACGUUUUUGGACUCUACGAGUUAUGUUUGGACCAACAGCAUGCGCGAAUCAGGGAUGGUUUGAGGAGUUCGCGAGAGAUUACCCGAUAGCCUUGAACGAUGCUCCAGUCGGCAUCAUUCCUGAGAACUUUGAAGACCUUUUUGGUCUGCAGCAAUGA